CCCUGUCAGCGCGCUGCUCCUCUCACCGGAGACAUGGCAGUGAGGAGUCACCGAGGGGGUACCUCUCCAGCGACUCAGCACAACAAACCAAACUAAGGUCCGUCAACUCCAGCUCAACAUGCUGUCCGGACUCUUCACUUUCUCACCCGCGUUUCUAACUUAAAUUCAGUUUUAAAAAAAAAUUUAAAAAAGGGACCGGAAGAGAACCAAAGUAAAUGACAUCCGUGCAUUUUUGAUUACCUGGGGCAAAGUGCCACACCUUCGCUCAGCACAACAGCUCCACAACACAGCUGGCCAAAUGGGGUGUCGGUGCUGCAGGAUGAUUAAAAGCUACGUCUAUGACCCCUCAGCCCCAGUGGACGUGAGGAAGACCGACUCUCGAGGCGGCUCACUCUACCAGGCCCAGCACCGCGCAGGCAGGGCCCUGAACAGCAACCCAUCCGGCAACCAGAACAAGCAGAAGCAGGGCUUCCAUAACCUGGCCUACAGCAGGUCCAAUGAGAGCACGCUGAAACUGGAGGUUGACAACAACCAUGUCAACCAAAGACUGCACCGGCAGGGGAGUAUACCGCCUACAGAUGGAGGGCUCUACAUCAUCCAGCCACAGGGUGUGGGACAACAAUGGAUGAUGCAGGAAAAAGGUCCGAGUCAGGUGCCCGUGUACCCCAGCAUAGAGAAUUAUGAGAAGCAGGGGAGCUCUGCCGAGCAGAGACAUCAAGCGAGUAACGGGUGGAACAGCUCCGUCGCUGAGCACGAGAUUGCCACCAAAGAGCUGUCAGCAGACGAGAUAGACGAGGGUGUGGGAGGGACACCGGAGUACCUGUGCGACACGGGGGAUGAGGGUAGCGUCUUGUCAGUGGACAUCCAAACCAGCACAACUAGCUUGUCCUCAGGGGGCACGAAAGACGAGCUCGCGCUGCCAAAGACUCCAGAUGUCUCCACGGUGGAGAGCGGGAUCUCGGUGUCAAAGAGCGAGGACGAGGAGCAGGAGGUGCAGAGCAUCACGGACUCAAUGGUGGCAGAGGCUCUUGCCGCUUUGGAAGCCGCCACUGCCGGAGAGGACUACGAGUGACUGAUGGCUGCACUCGCUCUCCCUCGCCACGUGAAAAACGUGACUGUGACUUGACAGAUCAACAAAACAACCGUGAAACUUUGCCACGCUUCUGAAGAAUAAUAUUCAUAUCUAAGACCAUGGGAAUGAAUAGAAACUCUGUUUACAACAAAAAUAUAUUUUGAACCCUUGGAUGUUUUUUUGUUUUUUUUAAACUGUGGUGGUACUGACAGAGGAUAAUGUCAGCAUUGUGAAGGAAGCUACAUUUCCAAAGCUGCAAGUUUUGCAUGAAGCCACAACCAAAGAGACGUCAGCGUGCACACUGAGUAUGGCCCGCAGGCGUAUUGCAGCACAUCCAACACUCCACACAGUCCCGAUAAGCCCGCAUGUGCUCACUCUCUGCUUUGCCAUGUCCACCCUUUUAUCAUGUUCGGAGCUUAAUGUUUCAUCUGUGAACACAGUCCCUGCCAUAGUCUGUACAGGACCCAAGCACACGAAAGAGGAAAAGUCAACCUUUGAGUUUCCCCACCGUGGUUUUGUCCUCAUUUUUUUGUUCCUCUUAUUUAUGAAAUCUUACUGCUUUUUUCAGAUGAUUUAUUGAAUCUUCCUAAAAGCUGGAGGAUGAGAGACUGUCUUUUAAUCAUAGGUUAUGCACUUACUUGUCAUUGCUAUUAUGCACAUUAUACAGUGUGAAAGCAUUUCAUAAAUAAGAUCAUUUAUUCUAAAGUGAAUGUAAGUGUAAGCUGAGUGAACCUCAGAGGGGCCAUCGAUUCACCCUGCUAGCUUUUUACUUUUAGUUUUUAUUCUAAUUAAAGGCUUUUGCGCUUCUAGUCUGGCCUGUGACGUUAGUUUCAGCUCGUGAGCCUCAUGCGGUAGUGAACCACAGAGGCUGGACAGCAGUGCAGUGUUUUGUUUUUUUUUUAAUCAUUGAAGGAUACCUUUACAUUAGUGUGUCACGUUAAUAUCAACACCUGCCUCUCCAUCGCUGCUCAGUGUUCACGUUUGUUCCCUAACCGAGUACAUGCUUCUGCCAGAUCAACUCUUAUAGUUUUCUUUAUCAGUACUUUGGUUUUGGAAGCACACUCAAGUAAUGUUGAUGAUUCUCAAGUAAUAAUAAGCUGUUUUGAUCAGUUCUGUUUUCAGUUUUUAAUUUUCUUACCCCCAUUGUUU
This is a messenger RNA of Archocentrus centrarchus (flier cichlid), 2221 nucleotides long. RefSeq lists its product as uncharacterized. The transcript is spliced from 3 exons. Lineage: Eukaryota; Metazoa; Chordata; Actinopteri; Cichliformes; Cichlidae. The record is from RefSeq and is a predicted model, not a curated record. Bases 299 to 1072 code for a protein of 257 amino acids.